UAGCCUUCUGUUGAGUCUUCAAGCCCAGGAGGUUCAGCAACAUCUGAUGACCAUGAAUUUGAUCCAUCAGCUGAUAUGCUGGUGCAUGACUUUGAUGAUGAACGGACAUUAGAAGAGGAGGAAAUGAUGGAAGGAGAAACAAACUUCAAUUCUGAAAUAGAGGAUCUUAACAGGGAAAGUGAUAUGCCAAUCCAGGAGCUACUUAGCCGUUACGGCUAUGAUGGUACCAUUCCACUCCAAGAAGAUGAUGAUGAUGAAGAUGAUGAUGAAGAAGAGGAGGAGGGAGAAGAUGAUGAUGAUGUUGAUAAUGAUGACAACAGUGGCUGUAGUGGUGAAAACAAAGAGGAGACCAUAAAAGAUUCAUCAGGUCAGGAAGAUGAGACACAGUCAUCUAAUGACGACCCAGCACCAUCUGUUGCUUCUCAAGAUCCACAGGAGAUAAUUCGCCCUCGUCGAUGUAAAUAUUUUGAUACAAAUAGUGAAAUAGAAGAGGAAUCUGAAGAAGAUGAAGAUUACAUUCCCUCGGAAGACUGGAAAAAGGAAAUCAUGGUAGGCUCUAUGUUUCAAGCUGAAAUUCCAGCUGGCAUAUGCAAAUACAAAGAGAAUGAAAAAGUGUACGAAAAUGAUGACCAGCUGCUGUGGAAUCCUGACUUCUUACCUGAAGAAAAAGUGAUUGAGUUCCUAAAUGAAGCAUCAAGGCGUACGGGAGAUGAGAAAGGCCUAGAUGCAAUUCCUGAAGGAUCACACAUUAAAGACAAUGAGCAGGCAUUGUAUGAACUCGUUAAGUGCAAUUUUGAUACUGAAGAAUCAUUACGAAGGUUGAGAUUUAAUGUAAAAGCAGCCAGAGAAGAAUUAUCUGUUUGGACAGAAGAAGAAUGCAGGAACUUUGAACAAGGACUGAAAGUCUAUGGCAAGGAUUUUCAUGUGAUUCAGGCAAAUAAGGUACGAACAAGAUCAGUUGGUGAGUGUGUAGCAUUUUAUUACAUGUGGAAGAAAUCAGAGCGUUAUGAUUUCUUUGCGCAGCAGACCCGAUUUGGAAAGAAGAAAUACAAUCUUCAUCCUGGUGUAACAGAUUAUAUGGACCGUCUCCUGGAUGAAAGUGAAAGUGCUGCUUCCAGUAGAGCUCCGUCCCCUCCUCCUACAACUUCCAACAGCAGCACCAGCCAGUCUGAAAGGGAAGACAGCACAACCAGCAACAGUAAUCAGAAUGGGGUGUCUGCUAAUGGGCCAGGUGAGAUACCAAAUAAAGAUGAAGCAAAAAUUGAAGGACUGCAUGUAAAUGGACCUACCAGUGGCAAGAAAACACCUCACACAGAUCUGGAUACAAAUGGGUAUGAAACUGAAAACCUUUCCAUUGACCCAAAACUUGCUCAUUCAGCUUCAAGAAACGAAAAUGAUUUUGAAGAAAAAAACGAAAGACCUUUAAAAAGAAGAAGAAUUAACAGCAAUGGGAAAGAGAGUCCAGGUUCUUCAGAGUUCUUCCAAGAAGCAAACUCACAUGGGAAGCUUGAAGAACUAGAAACUUUGGAUGACUGAAUACGAGGAGCUGAUUUUAUUCCUUGGAGUAAAUUUUGGGUGUCUAAAAUUUUCAGGGUUGAUGGGUUACCUUACAAAAUCCAGUUCCAUAAAACAAUCUGCUGAGAUUUUUUCUAUACACCUUCUAGUUGGCUCUUACGAUCUGAUUGUUUGGUUUUUUUUCAGUGCUGAAAAGCAGUAGGAGAAUAUUCCAUUUCUCAGAGCUGGCAACUGUAGUUCUGGGAACUCUUAAGGCUCUUAAAAAUAUUUGAGAAACAAAUCAGUGAGUUUCUGCAAAAAUACUCCCAGCCUAAUACAUUAAAGAAACUUCUGUGUGUAAUACACCAUUUAAGCAUUGUACAAGUGAACAAAACAUCCUAUUUGAAGCAGGGGGCUGGUUCAAAUGUUGCAGGAAGUUAAAAUGAAAUACAGAAUGCCAAGACACACAUCAGAGUAGGCACAGAGACUUCCACUCAUGCUAGCGAGAGGAAAGUGUCAUCCCACUGUUAAGGAACCCUUAUGAAUCCUGAAAGUUAUGAGCACAACUAUUUUUAUAUAUAGAAGUUUUAAAAGGUAAAUAAAUAAACCAGGUCAGGUUUGUGUAUGUAAAAUUGUUGACAUCAAUGAUGUCUUUCCAUAUUCUUUAUCUGGGCUAAAGAAAUACAUUCUGUAUUUUUCCAGAUUUCUUUGUAGCCUUUGAAAGAUUUUUACAGUACUUAUGUCUUGAUUGAACUGUCCUUUCUUAAAACAAAAGCUUGUAUAAUUUUCUUAACUUGUACAGUUGGUAAACUUUUAUGAGAGAAUUGAUAUCCUGAGUCUAAUGUCAGCUUCAUUUUAUUUUGCUGAACUCUUUUCUAA
Fulmarus glacialis (Northern fulmar) is the source of this 2373-nucleotide messenger RNA. It is a transcript of the gene MIER1, whose product is annotated as mesoderm induction early response 1, transcriptional regulator. The record is from RefSeq and is a predicted model, not a curated record. Bases 76 to 1536 code for a protein of 486 amino acids. Gene Ontology annotation, cellular component: nucleoplasm. Lineage: Eukaryota; Metazoa; Chordata; Aves; Procellariiformes; Procellariidae. Gene Ontology annotation, molecular function: histone deacetylase binding; transcription corepressor activity. The transcript is spliced from 12 exons. Gene Ontology annotation, biological process: negative regulation of transcription by RNA polymerase II.